This is a messenger RNA of Sphaerulina musiva SO2202, 2070 nucleotides long. RefSeq lists its product as uncharacterized. The record is from RefSeq and is a predicted model, not a curated record. The transcript is spliced from 5 exons. Lineage: Eukaryota; Fungi; Ascomycota; Dothideomycetes; Mycosphaerellales; Mycosphaerellaceae. Bases 1 to 2070 code for a protein of 689 amino acids.
AUGGCGACACGAAUUUCUACCAACCUGGCGCCACUCCAAUCUUGGUUUCCGUCGUGGGAUUGCACGUUGGAAUGUGGUGUUGCCGACACUGAACGCGGGAUGCCGACUAGAUCAAAGCACAUUCCUCCAGCAGAAUCGGCUCCCGAUGCACUGGCAAAGAUCUAUACUAGGCCGUGCCCUCUGUCGAUCUGGACCCGGGCCGAUGAUCAUCUUUCUUCUACAUCUCUCCGUAGCGGUCGCCUACACAGGAUGGCAGGUCUGCUAUAUUGUGGUGGACUCAAUCUAGCGGCAUGUCCGACGACGACGACGACGACAACGAGGGUGACGACCACGGGGACGAGUAGUAUAUCGACCUUCUCGACAUCGAUCCGUGCAUCAACUCUCUUGACAAUUACUAUUCCAUCAUCCACCUCGGCGAGCUUCCUUCUGAGCACUAGCUCUUUGCGAGCAUUGAGCAGCUCAAGCACUUCAUCCUCUGCUACAAGCUCGCUAGCAACUGUACCUCCUCUUACUACUAGCACAAGUCGGGCUAGCUCAAGUACAGUCAACACUAGCACGCUAUCUCCCGACCUGGUCUCGUCAACUUCCUCUUCAUUGAGCUCGAUUCUGUCGGAAUCAGCAUCGUCCUUGAGGACAGCGACAUCGAGUUCCAGCACAGCACGAUUUACAAGCGCAACCACUUUCAUUACAGUAUCGUCCAGUACUAUAUCUUCUCCUAGCUCGGCAGCCCCAACGCCCGGAAACCUCCGCUGUCCAGCUGCGAACGGGCAAACGAUCACGACUGGAGACGGUAGUCAGUACCUUGUCGUAUGUAACAAGGACUACUCGCCUCUCAGUCAGAAUGUGUUUGGCCUCAAUCCUCUUCUCGCCACUUCAUACGCAGCUUGCCUUGCCCUCUGCUCGAACCAAGGCUCGGUCUGUACUGGCAUCACCUACGGCUUUUUCGGCGGAAGCACUAUCCAAUGCAAUCUCAAAACCAAAAUGUUGCAGAGUAACCAAAUCCCGUCCUAUACUGUGGACUCCGCCGUGCGUCUGAGCGGACCCUCUGGUAGGAGUGAGGCUUCGCAACUCAUCACAAACGGCGACUUCUCUAACUUGGACUUACUGAGCGCAUGGAAGACGAAUAGCUUCGGCGUGGAUACGUCCGCUGGUGCAGCCUUACAGCAGUUCAGAACUACGACCUUUGACCUUGCCAGAUCAAACGGAUAUGAGGCCGGCGAGCUGAUCCAAACUGUCAACUUAGCCGCAGGCCUGCCUUAUUACCUCGGCUUCCGUCUUCGGAUGAGUCUGUCUGGCACCAUUGCUCCCACCGAUUAUUGCAGCUUCUAUGCUCAGACCGACUCCGAAGUGCUGGUCUUCUUCUCUCCCAACCUGACAGACACCAGCGGCGGCUUCGCCAGCAGCUUUAAUGCGAGUGGUACCACGACAGGAGCCUCAAGCAGAUUCAUCUUCUUCGUUUACUGCCGUGGCAGCUUUACCGUCACCUGGACCAUCGACGACGUUGUAUUGUACACAUACCGUCCUACCCUCGGCACGAACAUUCUCACUCCACCCUUCAGUACCCCCAUCCUCACCAACGGCGACUUUUCCAACGGCCCUACAAACUGGAACUGGGUCGCGACGGGUGUGACCUCCAUACUCAAAGCAUCCUUUGGAGUUGCCCGUGUCGUAGGUCUCCUUCCCCAACUACCCUUGGCCGCCGUCUCCGCUGGUUUAAUCAUGUUUACCACCCUUUCUCCCCUCGACACGACCUUCAACGCCGGAUAUCUCGUACAGAACGUCCUCAUCGAUCCCGGCCAGACUUUCCGAAUCACAGCCAACGUCGUCUUCAAUAUCUCGUCGAGCUGCAGUUGUGAUGCGGGUAUCUACAAUACUUUGUAUGCGCAGUCGGGCGUCAAUGGAUGGGCUUGGUCUAUCUUUGACGUUACUUCUCAGCGACAAAUUGCGGUGAAUGUUACGGGAACCACGUUGGCUUCUCAUCACUUAUUUCAGAUGUAUGCCGGUUGUUCGGGCUCGGAUCCUACUUGUACUGUUGCUUUUAGUAAUGUUGUUAUGUAUGCGAAUGUCUGA